Molecule: messenger RNA, 2112 nt
Organism: Phytophthora infestans T30-4
Lineage: Eukaryota; Oomycota; Peronosporomycetes; Peronosporales; Peronosporaceae
Exons: 10
Coding region: 1-2112 (703 amino acids)
Molecular function (GO): protein binding
Source: RefSeq, a predicted model, not a curated record
AUGAUGCGCGCAGAAGAAGAAGGUGAGACCAUGCGUCAAUGUGGAUGUCAUGCCGGCCGGCCGUGCACAUGCGAAAUGGGCCAGAAGAGUGUGUCAGCCGAUACAUUUUCGUGUGGUACAUGUGUCAACUGCCGACUCAAUGCUCGCGAAAAAACUCGAACAAGCAUGAAGUUAUUUAAACCGCGAAGAUGUCUAAAGAGCGCAGAAUACUUUGCGGAACUCGACUAUGAUCGGGUGGUUUUACGUGACGACUGUGUGUUCCGAAUGUGUAAGCCAGACUGGAAUGUGGCUGCAAAGACCCCCUUAUACAACCAGCUUCAUCAAAUGAGACUGGGUAUGAUCCAAACUCGAGCGAUCUCACUCGCCUAUAUUGCCACCCAAAAGAAGCUGCGAAUUAAGUUAACGAGCGACAUACGAAAGGCAGAGGAUGCCAACAAGAAACUAGAGAUCAUGAAAAAGACGACGAAGGAGCAAAUCUGCGUGGACUCGGAUGCGUUUGAUUCAUUCUCCAAGCAGUUGAUCGCCGCUGAAACACUGCUGCCAGACUUGAGAAUUCGUCUUGAAAAAGCGAACGCGACAAUUUUCAGUGAACAACAGAAUAUCAAGAUCAUCCGCGAGUACGUUCGGGGCUUUGCCGCUAGAAAGUUGCAGUCUUCGAUAAGAGCAUACCUCCGCUUUCGUCGAUGGAAAGAUGUGCUGAAAAAGUUUCAUGAGGAUGUUUGUUUGGCUGCCGCUCUCAAAAUUCAAGCUAUUUGGCGGAUGUUCAUUGCCAAGAAAUCGAGAUUGAUUCUGGAAUCUCUUCUGCGCGAUCAAGUCGGAUCCAACGCUGCGAAGGUAAUCAGACGGUUUUCCGUCGAGGCAAUUCAAGUAAAGGGUCAAAAGACGAUGAUCUCUAUCCAAGAAGACGCAGUUGAUAUCUCAGAGCAACAACGGAAAAGCAUCGACAUAUUUGCCAUCCUCAUUCAGCGUGUGUACCGAGGUUUUCGAGAUCGGAUGUCAUUCAAACGAAUCAAAACAAGGAGCUCUCUAUCAGCUCGUGUUGGAACUCUGGUCGACAAGUUCAUCGUGUCGGGAGAUUUCUGGGGCUUUAUCUUGGAGAUCGAUGCUGAUUAUCGACGCUUCAUGCACAAGAUUACGGAAGAGGAGGAGGAUGCAGCGACCUUCAUGUCAACUGUGAUGCGUCAGCGUAAGCUUGAUGACGACCAAAUGAUCCAGGAUUGGUUCUCUGCAUCAGCGCUGCAACACCCUCUUGUCAGUGGCAUUGAUCAGUUGACUAAGACGUACAUAUCUAGUGGAAGCUCUGUUCCCCAUGCAAUACUGCAAUCACCUCUCGUUGAGGACCUCGUGGCCUUAAGUCCCAAGAAGAAGAAGGAUGAUAUUUUUCCGUCUGAUUUUCCUCCGAAGAUAAUUCGACAAGCGAUAGCCAAGGGGUUUGCCCUGAAUGAGGUGAUUGCUGUCAUGCGAGGUCUUCAAGCCCAACGAAAAGAUAUCGAAGACGCCGACUUGGUCUUGUCAACACUUCAGAAACGUUUGCCACUCAUGACGAACCCGUGGACAUCUGAAAGAGUUGUACCACCAAGCAAAAGACAAGCAAACGCAUUCAUCUCUUCAAACCUAUUGGAAAGUAUUCCAGGUGGCAUGAACGCACCAAUCGCGCGGCUACUGCUAGUUGCCGGAUUGAGUUGCUACGAUCCCGGUAGUCGGGGUGAAAAGGGAAGGUUUAUAUCUUCCCAUGGCCACAAAUCAGCGUUGUUCCAGGCGUACGUAAACACCGAAUCUCCACUCGUGAAGAUAAGGACAGAACAGCAAACUAUGGAAGCUGUCAAACCAUUUCUCAACAUUUUACUAGAGAAUCGGUGCUACACUGCGUACGAUAUUCUGUACAACGUCCGAGGAGUUGGUGAAUUGAUUUCGUGGAAUAUCCCAGGUUUUCUUGCAAAAGCAAUUUACAAAAUUAUCCACGAGAUCCACACGCAGAGUGUUCGCGUUAGCAGGCGAAAUAUCAUACGAGAAGUUCGUGUCAAUGCUGGUUUUGAGCACUUUCUUAACUGCUUCCGCUCCAGGAUACCUCGAUAUCUGCUAGUGAGUUAUUGUUCAAAGCAGCGUUCUUAG